AUGACCUUGCAUUCACUUUUGGCUGCCAAUUGCGAAGCUUCUGCACAGGAGCAUCAUACAGAAGAGAUUGUGGAAGCUUCACGAGAAAACCAGAAACAAGCCAAGCUUAUGGUAAGCAUACUUGAAAACGAAAUCCCACUGUAUCGUAUCACGAUAAAUUAUCAACAUGCACGUACUGAUUUUGAACCUUGCUCUACUACAUCCAUCCCAACAAUCUUGCCUGAAGAUGUUGAUCUGACAUGGCUAGACUUCUCUGACGAUUUUGGACCCGAUUCUUCCCCUUUUGAUGGAGACGGCAAAGGCAUAAGCCGUCGCCAUUACCUCAGAGCACGAAAGUAA
Radiomyces spectabilis is the source of this 339-nucleotide messenger RNA. RefSeq lists its product as uncharacterized. Lineage: Eukaryota; Fungi; Mucoromycota; Mucoromycetes; Mucorales; Radiomycetaceae. The record is from RefSeq and is a predicted model, not a curated record. The coding region runs from base 1 to 339 and encodes 112 amino acids. The transcript has 3 exons.